GCUGCCGAACAACACUGCUGCUAAAAAGAAAGACAGUGUUUUUGAAUGUUUGGUGGGAAAAUCCGUCUAAUGAAAGUGUUUGUUUUGGUGGGAGGGGGCUUGCCAUCCGAAUCCUACCGGCUGUCCGUCUGAAAUAGGGAAUGAACGACGAGACAGCCUCGGACAGCUGGAAGACAAACUCCGGGUGCUCCAGUAUUGAGCAAAUGCUGGCUGUGAAUCCCGGAAAGACGCCAAUUAGUCUGCUGCAGGAGUAUGGAACGCGGAUAGGGAAGACCCCGGUGUAUGACCUGCUGAAGGCCGAGGGACAGGCCCACCAGCCCAACUUCACGUUCCGUGUCUCCGUGGGAGAGAUCAGCUGCACGGGCCAAGGUCCCAGCAAGAAGGCGGCCAAGCACAAAGCGGCCGAGGCGGCGCUGAAGAUGCUCAAGGGGGGCCUGGCAGGUCCCUUAGGUUUCAGUGUUGAAGGGGACGUGUUUAUCGGGGUCGGUGUCCUGGCGGAUGGAGACAGUUCCCCAUGUGAGAUGAAGACUUUGGGCGCUUCACAGCAAUCAGAAUGUAAUCCCGUUGGAGCUCUGCAGGAACUGGUGGUGCAGAAGGGGUGGCGUCUACCAGAGUACACAGUGACACAGGAGUCUGGUCCGGCACAUCGCAAGGAAUUCACCAUGACCUGCAGAGUGGAGAGAUUUAUGGAAAUUGGAAGUGGUACGUCCAAGAAGCUGGCCAAGAGAAACGCGGCCGCCAAAAUGCUAGCGCGGAUACACGAUGUACCGGUGGAUCUGAGGACCAGCAACGACGCCGACGCAGAAGACGACACAUUCAACAUGCACACGGGAAGCAGGGCAGAGUCGUCAAAGAGUAAAGGCUACAGCUGCACGUGGGACGCGCUGAGGAACUCUGCCGGCGAGAAGAUCCUACAGCUGCGCAGUCACCCGCUGGGCAUACCCGCAGACUCCGACUUCUGCUCGCUGCUCGACGACCUGUCGGCUGAGCAGUGCUUUGACGUCAGCUACCUAGAUCUAGAGGAGCGCAGCCUGAGUGGUCGGUGCCAGUGUCUGGUGGAGUUGUCCACGCAGCCAAUCACGGUGUGCCACGGCUUUGCCAUGAGCGUGGAGGCGGCUCGCGCCAACGCCGCCCACAAUGCACUGCAGUACCUCAAAAUCAUGGCCGGGGCGAAGUGACGGGCCUGGAAGACGACAACUCGAAAUACCUCCCAUUUUUAGAAAAGAAGACAAGUCCACAAAUCCAUCAAGAAGCUAUCAGACAGUCUGAUAUGCUCAGUGAUUAAGUCAUAGAGGGCACACACACACACACAAAAGACACUGCUGUAAAAAUAUUUUAAAGACUGCCCUUUUUAACAACAUAAACUUGAAAAACGUAUGUUUUUGUCUUUGUCAUGUUAAUGAUUAAGACUUUUUAAUUGUAAUUUCUCAUAAAAUCAACAUAAGGGUCAGUGGCCAGGUUAUAAAAAUUACAAUCCUGCCUGAAUGACAAUUGGUACAAUGUGGAAUAUUCCUGUUAAUACACUAAUUCAGAUGUACAACUUGUUGCCAGUGUUAAAAGGAAAAAAAAGUCAAAUUACCUCAUUGUGAGACUUGUGUUCAACAAAAGGAGAUUACUUUUUCAAUAUCUUCAAUAAAUUGUGUUCUAUCUUCAGUUUUUUUAUUUUAGUUUUCACUUCUAGCAUUUUGUGCACUGCCGCACAUGUGCAGGCAUGUGGGCCCUUGUAGAACUAUUGUAUUGACUGCUGCUUUUUUAUUUUUUUUUUAAAAAUAAAAAUAUCGAAAUAAAAAAAUGUAGUCCCAUAAAUAUAUAUAUAUAUAAUUGUUUUUUUUUUUUUUUUUUUUUUUUACAGACUGAAAAACAAAAUACAGUAAUCCAAAUCAAGUUUGUUGUAGAGCUGACUAUUCAAUUGCACUUGGAACUAUUUUGCAAUUUGUGAAAAUAAAUUGGACAACUUU
Molecule: messenger RNA, 1958 nt
Organism: Phycodurus eques (leafy seadragon)
Lineage: Eukaryota; Metazoa; Chordata; Actinopteri; Syngnathiformes; Syngnathidae
Gene: tarbp2
Product: TAR (HIV) RNA binding protein 2
Exons: 7
Coding region: 141-1178 (345 amino acids)
Biological process (GO): regulation of viral transcription; regulation of miRNA processing; regulation of siRNA processing
Cellular component (GO): RISC-loading complex
Molecular function (GO): pre-miRNA binding; double-stranded RNA binding; siRNA binding
Source: RefSeq, a predicted model, not a curated record